This is a messenger RNA of Polyodon spathula (Mississippi paddlefish), 2006 nucleotides long. RefSeq names its product chromosome 4 C10orf67 homolog (gene c4h10orf67). Lineage: Eukaryota; Metazoa; Chordata; Actinopteri; Acipenseriformes; Polyodontidae. Bases 177 to 2006 code for a protein of 609 amino acids. The record is from RefSeq and is a predicted model, not a curated record. The transcript has 17 exons.
GAGCGCUGCAGCGCACCGCUGAAUUUAACAACGCACCCUGUCUGAACUUUAGAAACAGCCUUUGCUUUAAACUUUAUAUCCGGUCUACUUCGAUGCAGCGGCGUCACUAUAGAAACGGACGCGGGCAGUCACUGUAAACGAGAAGAGGAUAAAUACACUGAACCCCACAGAAAAACAUGGAUGCAAUUGUACCCAACUUUGAAAACUACGGGAGUGACGAUGAACGGGAAACCGAGGAAUUCAUUUCAAAAGAAAUCGAAGAAUAUUCUAGAUAUUCCCUAGCAAACAAGCUGAGAUUUGGCUACUUUGGAAAAGAUGAGUGCACACAGACUAAUGCCACUGAAAUACUGCAAGUAAAGGAUCUGGCUGAAGUUACAGAUACUUUAGAAAAGGAAAUAAUGUCCCUGAAGAAGGAACUGGAAUUACAAAAAACAUUUUUACGGACCGACUAUGAGGUAAAGCUUCAGCAGCAGUCUGUGUCCCUCGCCACAAGAAUAAAUGACAGGAUGCUGGACCUAGAACGGCAACACCAAGAGAAAUGUGCAAUGCUGCGAAAGUCUUACAGGCAACAGCUCCAUGAUGCAAUUGCAGUGCUGCGAGGCAGCCACAAGAAACACUACCCAGGAAACAAAAAGGAUGGAUCUGAAUUGAAGCCACAAAGAAUGCGGGAACUGAUUAAUGAGCUCCAGCAGAAAGACAUUAUAAUUGAGUCUCUAAAUGGACAGUUGCAGGAAUGCCAGAGUGGGAAGGAGGUUAAGAUUAUGCUUGAGCCAGAAGAGGACCCUGAAAAAGAAAGGCUUGAAGAGGAGAACGAGAUUUUAAAAAAGGAUGUUGACACACUGCAAGAGAAGAUUGAGAAAAUGUUCGACACACUUCAAAACCGAGAAAUGCAAAUAAGAGAGCAAGAACAGAAUAUUCAGAAAAUGAAAGAAAAAAUUGAAAAAGAUCAAACCACAAUAAACAAGUUAACUGCUACAAAUGAAAGACUGAAAAUGGACCUAGAGGAAGAAAAAGAUACAGCCAGAAGUUUGUUAUGGAAACAAAAAGAAGAUUUUGAAGAACAAAUGCAAAAACAGCUAGAGCUUUGUAUGAAAAAUAUGUUGUCUCAGCAAGAAAAACAAGCUAAAAUGGUGACUGAUUUAGAAAAGGAAAAACAAGAUUUGCUGAAUUUGCAGAGGAAUGCAAAGCCAGCAGUUGUUGUUGAACAAAAGGUAGAAAUUUGUAAGCCUGAGAACACGAAGGACAUUGAGCAGCAGCAGAGGAAACAAAUUGCUAGCCUCAAAAAGCAGUUAGAACUAUUGAACCGUACAUGGGAAAAGAAGUUUUCUAUUCUCAAGCAAAGUUUUCAUGCAGUAAAGAAUGAGAUGUACCUAAGGCAGACACUGGAGCGACAGGCAGCCUCACUUCAUUCUGCCGCCAUUAGUUAUGUGGUUGAUAGUUCUGGUGUUAGACAUGCUUUCAAGCCAGCAGAUGAUGGUUCCAAAAUGGUGUUUCGCUACAGUGCUCCAGGAGAACCACUGCCUAACAUCGGAUCUACACCUGUGUCCCAAACGGCUAUUAUAACCAGACCUGAAAUCAGGAUUCCAAGUGGAAAAGCGACUGCUGAAGCUGUUUCUCAUCAGUCCAGGAGAGAGAGUGCCCUGCAAGAGGAGGAAGGCCAUAGUCUGGAUCACUUGGAGAUGGUGAUCCUGAAAAGAGAAAACAAUAAUGCAAUGCGGGCCCUCUCCUUUGAGCUGGGGGGACACUUCUGCAGUGCUGUCAGCGCAGCCGUAGGAGAAGGUGGAAGAGGAGGACGAGAAAGAAAAGUUGCCAGCAUCGCAGUACUCCCCAUCGUGCACUAUUCUGCUGUCCUUGCAGUAUUCUUGAAUCUGAGUGGUAAGAAAGUCAACGUCCUCGUACAGAAACUCGUCUGUGUCCAAAUGAUCUCUGGAGGACUGAUCGGUGAAGAAAUCCUCCUCGUCGAAAUAAGGGGAGGAGAAGGAGUCCAACCCCGUCAACUGAUCUAG